AUGUCAAUAGAAGAAGGAAAAAUUUCUCAAUCAUAUGAACUAAAAGUUUAUCAUAAAACUUGUUCUUUUGACGCUGCCCAUAUUCUCGCAGGCCAAAAUUGACAAGAAGAACUUCAUGGGCAUGGCUACACUAUUGCAGUAACAAUAAAAUCAAAAAGACUAGGAGCGGAUGGUUUUGUGGUCGAUUUUUCAGUUGUGAAAAGAGAGCUCAAAAACUUAUGCCAAAACUUCCACAAUAAAGUUUUGGUUGCGUCAAAAUCUACGAUUUUGCCUGUUAUUGACCUUGAGGACCACAUUAGAAUUAAUGCACUUCAUAACACAUUUUAUGAGCUCCCGAAAAGAGUGUGCACCUUAUUGCCUAUAUAUAAUACCUCUACAGAAGAACUUGCCAAAUACAUAGCUGAUACAAUUUGGGAAGUUCUAGAGCCUUCCAUUAAAGAGAAGGGAAUUUUGGAAUUCGGAACUGUGGUAUCAGAGGUUUAUUGCCAGCAAGACGGAAAUUAUACGAUGAAAAUACAAGAUUAG
Molecule: messenger RNA, 525 nt
Organism: Blepharisma stoltei
Lineage: Eukaryota; Ciliophora; Heterotrichea; Heterotrichida; Blepharismidae
Source: the annotation of a GenBank genome assembly